AUGGAGACUGAAGUCUUUGAUAGCUCGAUUAAACUUUGCAGAGUUAAGGGAUCCAAUCUCGACCCCAAAAAGCUCUGGUACGUGCUAACGGAAAGUUUAUGUGGGAUCAGGCCAAAUGCUUUUGCAAAGAGUGAAAUAUUUCGUCAAUUCCCCAAUGAAAUAUGGUCUGUUCCGCCAGCAGGCCUCAAGCCUGCCAAAAAUGGCGGUUUAUUCAACACCAGGCAACCAGGCAACCAGGCAACCAGGCAACUCGUAUGUUGUUUCUUCGUUUGGUCUCUGUGCCGGACUACUUAGACAGAGAGAAUUUCCAGCACAUGGAUUUGUGCGAUCUCAAAACAUUAUUCCUGUAGUUAAUGCGGUAAAUGGAAUGGCCCUAAAUUUUGAAAUAGCGGACAGUUUAGGUGGGAAAUACCUAAUGGAAGUAAUGUCAAAAUGUCAGUCUAGAAUAGCGGAGCUUGAUCACAAGAUUCGGGAACUUGAAAGAAGUAAUAGUUAUUUAAAUUCAUUUAUGCCUUGCUACCCUCCAUUAGCAGCCUCGUCUCCUUCUUCUUCUUCUUUAAAUAACGAGUGCUACAGGGACAGCAGAGACAUCAGCAGUUUCAGCAGUCCAUGCAGCACCAGUGGCCCUUGUAGCAUCAGUGGCCCCUACAGCACCAGUAGCCCCUGCAGCACCAGCAGCCCAAGCAGCACCAGCAGCCCAAGCAGCAUCAGUAGCCCCUGGAGUAUCAGCAGCCCAUUCAGCACCAGUAGCCCCUGCAGCACCAGCAGCCCCUGCAGUACCAAUACCACCAACAGAAGUGUUAUUGAAAAAACAUUCAACAAUCCAACUCUAGGUUCCACUUUAAAGAAGAGAAAAAAUGCCAGUGAAUGCAGGAAAGUAUAG
Messenger RNA from Pocillopora meandrina, 883 nucleotides. The record is from the annotation of a GenBank genome assembly. NCBI's taxonomy places the organism in Eukaryota, Metazoa, Cnidaria, Anthozoa, Scleractinia, Pocilloporidae.